AUGUCUUCAGCAGAACGUCUGGCCACUGAGCUCGAGCUCCUGGAGUCUAUGUAUCCAGAGCAGGUCAAAUACACGGAAAAGGGUCGCGAGCUCACAUACACCUCUGACACAGGGAGCUUAAAGCUUCGCCUGAGCGACGGGUACCUAGAGGACGCCCGUCCAGAAGUCGUCUCCGCCAGCAUUGGAAAAAGAGACAUCCGAGAUCAAAUCAAGCAACGCGUCAACGAAAGCGAGAUUGGCGAAGAAGUGCUGGACGCCAUUAUCAACGACUUCAUCGAGAUAUGCGAAACAAGCCACGUCAAUGAAGCAGACGACCAGAACUCAGCAGCAUCUACCCCUCAGCCUUCUAGGCACGCACCACCAGCAUCCUCGACAGUUAUCAUCUGGCUCCACCAUCUCCUCAAUACAAACAAGCGCAAACUAGCUCUCCACCCGGCAGACACCGUCUGUGGAAUCACUAAACCUGGAUACCCUGGUGUAUUGAUCUAUUCUGGCCCGGCGAAAGACGUGCAGGAGCAUGUCAAUGAGCUGAAAGCGCAGAAUUGGCAAGCCUUCCAGCCGAGGAUGGAGAGCGAUGAGCCCUGGAAAUUUAAGCAUGGGCGAGGGGUGAUUGAAGUGGAGGCGAUGAAAGAUGUGGUCGCGGACCUGGAAGAGGAGAGGAAAGAGGGUUUCCUGGAGGCUAUGAGGAUCAAGUAG
This is a messenger RNA of Cercospora beticola, 696 nucleotides long. RefSeq lists its product as uncharacterized. The record is from RefSeq and is a predicted model, not a curated record. NCBI's taxonomy places the organism in Eukaryota, Fungi, Ascomycota, Dothideomycetes, Mycosphaerellales, Mycosphaerellaceae.